AUGAACAAAGCAGGCUAUGAGGAUGCUCUAGAGCGUUACCGGCAGAUUCGGAAGAGCAACACACGGGUCGCAACCUCGGGUCGCCCCUUUGUCCUGGUACAAAGCCUUGCUGCCCAGCUGCGGCAGCCUCUGUCCGGCUCUGAUGAGAGUACUGCUACCAUUUUCGAUGGCCUUUGCCGCUGGGUAGAGUCUCACACGGCACCGUACGAACGCCGCCAUCUCGACCAGCCGGCGUGCGCUGGUCGCUUAGCCAUCUUCUUCAUCCUGGUCGAGCUCGAGCUGCCCAAGUACGUCAGCCGUUCUAUGUGGGGAGCGAUCAAUGAUGCGCACCUCCCCUUGAACCACAAGGAGAUUACCGAUCUGCUGUUCCUCAACGAAGACUCGAGCUCGGUGAAGAGAUUCCACGACGCCCAGUUUGAAUGGUGCCCGAUAAGCUUUUACAUGGGGAUGGACCUAUUCUAUGCUGGCAGAGUACUCCCUGUUUACCGAAAAACGAAAUUCCCAUCAUCAGAAGUUGAUGACAAUGCCGAGUCCGGCUCGACGCUUUGGCAAGUUGAGGUCCCCGGGGAACUCGUGGAUCAACGCCUAAAGGAGGCGAUGCCGGCUGCAGUGCUGGGAGAACGCGACCCGUUGCGAAGCGAUGACGCUGAAAGCAAUGUAGGCGAGGCAGGUCUUCACAAUACCAUCGUCUCUGAAACUCCACAUUGA
Molecule: messenger RNA, 708 nt
Organism: Thyridium curvatum
Lineage: Eukaryota; Fungi; Ascomycota; Sordariomycetes; Thyridiales; Thyridiaceae
Exons: 1
Coding region: 1-708 (235 amino acids)
Source: RefSeq, a predicted model, not a curated record